GCAGAUGAAGAACCUGUGUUUUGUAUGAAUACAGCAUGGACUCCAUGCAGGCUUAUCACAAUGCUCUCAGAUUCUUAAACCGCUGUGAACAAGAAGUCUUUGGAGACUGAGCUACCCUAAGUGCAGAAGGACCAGGAAGAAGGACUUAGUGCCAAUGCAGCAGCAAAAAAGACAACCAGAGUUAGUGGAAGGGAAACUUCCUGUCUUUGUAUUUCCUACCGAACUCAUAUUUUAUGCAGAUGACCAGGCGACGCACAAGCAGGUGUUGACUCUCUACAAUCCCUAUGAGUUUGCCUUAAAAUUCAAAGUUCUGUGUACAACUCCAAAUAAAUAUGUUGUUGUGGAUGCUGCUGGCGCUGUGAAGCCUCAGUGCUGCAUUGAUAUAGUGAUUCGUCACCGAGACGUCCGACCUUGCCAUUAUGGAGUGAUCGAUAAGUUUCGGCUCCAGGUCUCUGAGCAAAGCCAGAGGAAAGCCCUGGGAAGGAAGGAGGUGAUUGCUACUCUGCUCCCCACCGCGAAAGAGCAGCAGCAAAAGGAAGAGGAAGAGAAGCGGCUGAAGGAGCAUCUGGCCGAAAGUGUAUUUCUGGAGCAGACUCUGUGUCAGCCGGAAAAUAGAAUUGCCUCAUCAGGGCCUAGUUUACUCACCGUCUUUGUGGGAAUCCUGUGCAUUGCUGCUCUUAUGCUUCCCACAUUGGGAGAAUUGGAUUCCCUGGUGCCUCUCUACCUCCACUUGAGCGUGAAUCAGAAGUUAGUAGCUGCUUAUGUAUUAGGUCUCAUCACCAUGGUUAUCCUAAGAACAUGAUUGAUAUUUUACUGGGAUGCAAAAAGUCUUUUUUUAAAAAGGUGUUAUAAAUUCACAUCAUGAAUGUGAAUUGCCUUUGACUCCCAUUGGGCUCAUUAAGAUGCUAUGGAAAACCUAUUCAGUGAUUUACAGUAUGUUUUUUUUUAAGCAAUGUUUUAACUAUGUUUAACCGAAAUGAUUCAAGCAUUUGGCCAUGCUUCCGUUACGGAACAGGUUUCAAAUGCUCAAUGAUGAUACCUGUGAAACGAAUUUGGAGCAACUUUUAUAUCUGCAUCUACCGUGCAGAAUUCUUACGAAAGCAUUCUCUUGCUUUUAAAAAAAGUCACGUGCCCAUCUGUGUUUGAUCAUCAUGAACCCCAGGAGAGGCGUCGGCAAUGUUCAUUCAUCUUCUCCCCCGUCUCUGUUGCCAUUAGCACUAAGUGACUUUGUGUAGCGCUGUCGGUUUUCAAGAUGGCAGAACGCUAUUCGGAACGGAUUACCGGACAGUGAACAUUUUAUAAAAGGCGGUGGCAGGAGGCAUCGUGUUUACGUAGUGAUCUAGUUCAUUGAUACACCCUUCACCAGUGCAAGAACGGGGGCUGUGCUCGCCAUUUCUGGCCAGUUUCAUGGCCUCCGUUCCUCACCAUCUAAUUUUCGGCCAAGAUGUCCUUCAUACUUAAUCCAUGCCACCUUGGGGGUGGGAGGCAGACUAACAUUCCCUUAACUGGUGCCACCAACCUGAUUAUGCGUCAAAACUUAAGACGGUGCUUCUGUCUACCUUGUGUGCAAGAUGUGCUUGGUCUCUUUGCAAAAAAAGCAGAAAUUGACUUUGAGAACGAAUGCUUUUUCUUGCAUCCUUUGUCCCUGGGAAAGAGCGAUUGUCCACUUGGCCCCUUGUCUAAGGAAACACUUGUUUUCUUCCUUGGGCCUGGCGGUUCUGUUUUUAACGCCCUCCUUCCUCAUCCACCCUCAUUUCUUAAAGGUCUAAUGCACUUUGACUAUGUAAGGAAUGUUUUGGAGGAUUAAACCUUUGCACCCUCCC
Messenger RNA from Protobothrops mucrosquamatus (brown spotted pit viper), 1823 nucleotides. It is a transcript of the gene MOSPD1, whose product is annotated as motile sperm domain containing 1. The record is from RefSeq and is a predicted model, not a curated record. Gene Ontology annotation, cellular component: cytoplasm. The transcript has 6 exons. NCBI's taxonomy places the organism in Eukaryota, Metazoa, Chordata, Lepidosauria, Squamata, Viperidae. Bases 155 to 802 code for a protein of 215 amino acids.